Messenger RNA from Prunus dulcis (almond), 1233 nucleotides. Its product is annotated as gamma-glutamylcyclotransferase 2-3. Gene Ontology annotation, cellular component: cytoplasm. Gene Ontology annotation, biological process: glutathione catabolic process. The transcript is spliced from 8 exons. The record is from RefSeq and is a predicted model, not a curated record. Bases 93 to 869 code for a protein of 258 amino acids. Gene Ontology annotation, molecular function: gamma-glutamylcyclotransferase activity; glutathione specific gamma-glutamylcyclotransferase activity. Lineage: Eukaryota; Viridiplantae; Streptophyta; Magnoliopsida; Rosales; Rosaceae.
UGUACCAUAUUUUACAUAUGCAAGAAGAACAUGGCAAUUUUCAAUUGUGGGUAACUAGAAAUGAGAUUGGAGAGAGAGAGUAGACAAACAACAUGGCGCAGGCGCUGAUAACCAGGUCUCUCUUUAUUCCUACUCCACUCUGCCCUCCAAUCGCAUCAGCUUUAUUUACCCAAAAAAACAGAACAAAAACAAAAACGCAUCAGCUUUUCUCUAGAGAAGAGAAGACCCAACUCACUGUGGCCCACUCCUGUUGUGGAGGAAGUGAAAAGUUGAGAAAGAAAUUGGAUUGGAAAAGCUCAAAAAUGAUGUGGGUAUUUGGGUAUGGCUCUCUUAUCUGGAAGACUGGUUUUAACUACGAUGAGCGCCUCGUCGGCUUCAUCAAAGGCUAUCGCCGUGUCUUCUAUCAAGGCAGUACGGACCACAGAGGGACGCUUGAGUAUCCAGGAAGAACAGUGACAUUGGAACCUGCAGAGGGAGAAGUUUGUUGGGGAGUUGCCUACAGGAUCUCAAAUAAGGAAGAUCAAGAAGUUGCUUUAACGUAUUUAGAAGUGAGGGAGAAGCAGUAUGACAAGAAGGCUUAUCUUGAUUUCUUCACCGAGCCAAAUGCUACAACUCCAGCUGUUUCAGAUGUAAUGGUAUACAUUGCCUCUUCAGACAAGAAACAUAAUGUGAACUAUUUGGGCCCUGCAUCCAUUGAAGAGAUUGCCAAACAAAUUAUUCAAGCUGAAGGCCCCUCAGGGCCUAAUAGAGACUACCUGUUCCAACUUGAAGAGGCCCUUCUUCAAUUUGGAUGCAAAGACGCUCAUGUAAUGGAUCUUGCAAGCGAAGUGAGGCGCAUCCUUUCAGAGAGGGAGCUGACCUCAACAUGAAGCCAUGAACAAAGAAGCGUAUUGAUUUCACAGGUCCUCCAACAGAGCAAUUAUUCAUAUAUGAAUCUGUUAGGAAACUGAUUUUUUGUGUAACCUUUGUUGAUUAAUUCUGGAUGGCACUGUGAUAUCCAUCAUCCUCAAUUCCUCAUUUCUAAACUCUUGUUCAUGUUGAAUUGUUAGACGUGACGCGAGUCAUCCAAUUAGUAGAAACUGUUGAAUGACAGUUUUAAGGGCUCCCAUGGACCAUGAGAAUGACAGUUAGCUUGACAAUUCUACGUUGCCAAGGUUCACUACCCGUUUUGAGUGUAAAUUGACAGUGCGACAGUUCUAUUCACAAAUAGAUUACUGGAUAUGAGUUUCACUU